Molecule: messenger RNA, 513 nt
Organism: Geodia barretti
Lineage: Eukaryota; Metazoa; Porifera; Demospongiae; Tetractinellida; Geodiidae
Source: the annotation of a GenBank genome assembly
AUGGACCUCGCAAUCAUAUGGGAGAGCCUGCCCGCUGCUGGAUGGCGCUGUGCUUACGCUGGAGAUCACGUCGUCAGCCUGGUCGUGGGCCUCGCGCUCGCCGGGUACCGCUCGCGAUCAUGCGGCUCUCUGCCCAACCCGGUGCUGUGGAUGCCGGUCUACGGCUACAUCCUCUAUUCCGCGGGACGCCCAUCGCUGGUGCAGCUCUUCCUGGUCUAUUACGGCUCCGGCCAGUUUCCGGCCGUUCUCGACCAGAUCGGGCUCUGGGUGCUGUUCCGCGAGGCCUACUUCUGCGCCGUCCUUACGCUCACCCUCAACACCGCCGCCUACACCCGAGAUUUCUGCGGGUGGCGAUCCAAGGGCGUGGCCGCGCGCGAUGUCGAAGCGCGCGCGCGCCGUCGGCAUGUCGGGCACCCUGCUCUACCGGCGCCUCGUGCUGCCCGAAGGCCUUCCGCAUCGCGCUGCCGGCCUACACCAACGAGGUCGUGUUCCUGCUGCAGGCGACCUCGCUGA